Messenger RNA from Penicillium robsamsonii, 228 nucleotides. RefSeq lists its product as uncharacterized. The coding region runs from base 1 to 228 and encodes 75 amino acids. The transcript is spliced from 2 exons. Lineage: Eukaryota; Fungi; Ascomycota; Eurotiomycetes; Eurotiales; Aspergillaceae. The record is from RefSeq and is a predicted model, not a curated record.
AUGCUGUGUGGCCCCGGGGCCAAGGAUCUUAAACUUUUCAGGGCAGUAACCAUAUCUGACAAAUGCAUCUGGACCAAAUCUGCUUUCGCACGAAUUGAGGUCAUCUUCUUGUUGGAAGGAAAUGUGUGCGUCGGUAAUAUUCUGGAGAUCGUAGUGGUAUCUGGCCACCGCGACAAUAUGUUCAUUCAGGAGACCUUCCAGAUGGAAAUCAUUGUCUCCCUCGAAUGA